AUGCUGUUCACGCAUAUUCGUGCGGUGCGCCCUCUCACUUUCCAAGCGCGUAGAAUGUCCAUGAGGACUGUAGCCAUUGAGCACGGCGUACCUUUGGCGCUCUACUACUUUAUCACAAAUGAAACCCUCGUUUGCUUGCUGACGUACUUGCUACACUACGAUUACUUUGGGCAAGAUGACCUUAUUGGAUUUUUGAAAUUUGUCGGAGCCUCGAAAUACAUAGACCUGAACUCAAUCGAAGGAAAAAGGUGGUCAUUUUUUGACGAACGGAUCACUUUGAGCGCGCGACUCGUCGCAAACUUCACAGCGGCGUCGCUGUUUAUGUCGCUAUGGACACCCGUUCAGCUGCCCAUUUGCAUCACUACCUAUCCAUAUCUGAAGCGCAUCAGUCAGCGCUUGAUGGAAAAGGGUUCUUUCCCUGAACGGAUUAAGAGUUGUGGCUGGGUGGUGUAA
This is a messenger RNA of Leishmania braziliensis MHOM/BR/75/M2904, 453 nucleotides long. RefSeq lists its product as hypothetical. The transcript has a single exon. The coding region runs from base 1 to 453 and encodes 150 amino acids. NCBI's taxonomy places the organism in Eukaryota, Euglenozoa, Kinetoplastea, Trypanosomatida, Trypanosomatidae. The record is from RefSeq and is a predicted model, not a curated record.